Molecule: messenger RNA, 621 nt
Organism: Protopolystoma xenopodis
Lineage: Eukaryota; Metazoa; Platyhelminthes; Monogenea; Polystomatidea; Polystomatidae
Source: the annotation of a GenBank genome assembly
AUGUGGCAAAACAGCCAACAGUCUCAACAACAACAGCCGCAAUAUCAUCCUCUUGUUCAUCCUCAUCAUCCUCAUCCACAACAAGAGCAACAGCAGCAACAACAACAGCAGCUUUCUCCUUCUAUAGCCCGAUUGUCCCGUUCGCCCACCUCUCCUUCUAUCGGAUCUCCGCUGCCACUUUCGCAUCAGUUUCACCAGAUCCUGCCAGAAGCAGGCCUCAGGCGACGAUUUCCAAGAGACCAUUCGGCUUCAGUCACCUCUGCCCUGACAACCCAGCCGGCCGAUUCCCUGCUGGCCGGCUCGUCGGGUCAACAACAGUCAAGAUUCAUCCCGAUUUCCGUUGCCAUAGACACCGGCGUGACGAAUGCUCAGGCUGUGCAGAGAGUGCAUCAAAGUCCGGACAGCCUGAGGCCACAUCUCGUCACUUCGAGCAUUUGGCAGACGCACCGAUUUGUACAGCCAGCCACGGAGACCUGUCAACGAGAAUUGGCUGCUGAGGUGGCCAAAGGGGUGUCAGACGUGCCGGUCUCGCAUCAUCACUCCCUCAACAGUGCUCGCUCGCCGUGUCUUUAUCCACGAUUGGCCUCUUUCGGACUUCGCUGUCGAGGGCGUGAUACCUGA